This is a messenger RNA of Cuculus canorus (common cuckoo), 1966 nucleotides long. RefSeq names its product sorting nexin 17 (gene SNX17). The record is from RefSeq and is a predicted model, not a curated record. NCBI's taxonomy places the organism in Eukaryota, Metazoa, Chordata, Aves, Cuculiformes, Cuculidae. Gene Ontology annotation, molecular function: phosphatidylinositol binding. Bases 72 to 1484 code for a protein of 470 amino acids. Gene Ontology annotation, cellular component: early endosome. The transcript is spliced from 15 exons. Gene Ontology annotation, biological process: intracellular protein transport; signal transduction.
CGGAGAGUCCCGGAGGGCGGUCCCGCAGCCCCGGCCCGAGAUGGCGGCGCAGGGCAGGUAGCGGCCCCGCCAUGCACUUCUCCAUCCCCGAGACCGAGACCCGCGCCGGGGACGGCGGCGCCGCCUACGUGGCCUACAACAUCCAUGUGAAUGGGGUGCUGCACUGCCGGGUGCGCUACAGCCAGCUCCUGGGGCUGCACGAGCAGCUGCGGAAGGAGUAUGGCGCCAAUGUGGUCCCAGCCUUUCCCCCAAAGAAGAUCUUCACGCUCACACCAGCAGAAGUAGAGCAGCGCCGGGAGCAGCUGGAGAAGUACAUGCAGGCUGUGCGGCAGGAUCCGAUGCUGGGAGGCAGUGAGACCUUCAACAGCUUCCUGCGCAAAGCCCAGCAGGAGACACAGCAGAUCCCCACAGAGGAGGUGGUGCUGGAAGUGCUGCUUUCCAAUGGCCAGAAGGUCAAGGUCACCAUCCUGACCUCAGACCAGACGGAGGACGUCCUUGAGGCUGUAGCUUCCAAGCUGGAUUUGCCGGAUGACCUGGUGGGAUACUUCAGCCUCUUCCUCGUGAGGGAGACCACGGACGGAGGUUUCUCCUUCGUGCGGAAGCUGCAGGAGUUUGAGCUGCCGUAUGUGUCCGUCACCAGCCUGCACAACCCCGAGUUCAGGAUCAUCUUGCGCAAGAGCUACUGGGACUCCUCCUAUGAUGAUGACGUGAUGGAGCAUCGUGUGGGGCUGAAUUUGUUGUAUGCGCAGACUGUGUCGGACAUUGAGCACGGAUGGAUCCUCGUCAACAAGGAACAGCACCGGCAGCUGAAGUCCCUGCAGGAAAAAGUCUCCAAGAAGGAGUUCAUCCGCCUGGCGCAGACCCUCAAGUACUACGGCUAUCUCAAGUUCGACCCCUGCAUCACUGACUUCCCAGAGAAAGGAUGCCAUGUCGUCGUCAGCGCCGGCAACAAUGAGCUCAACUUCCAGGUGCGGCUGCCGAACGAGCAGAUCAAGGAAGGCAGCUUCAAGGUCACGCGCAUGCGGUGCUGGCGGGUGACAUCCUCGGUGCCGAUGAGCAAUGGUCCCGCGGGGAGCAGCCCUGGGAAGUCAGAGGUGAAGCUGGAGUUGGCGUUUGAGUAUCUCAUGAGCAAGGACCGGCUGCAGUGGGUCACCAUCACCAGUCCACAGGCCAUCAUGCUGAGCAUCUGCCUGCAGUCCAUGGUGGAUGAGCUGAUGGUGAAGAAGUCCGGAGGCAGCAUCCGGAAGAUGUUCCGCCGGCGUGCAAAUGGGGCACUGCGGCGCUCAGACAGCCAGCAGGCCGUGAAGUCACCCCCACUGCUGGACUCACCGGACGCCUCCCGUGAGCCAAUGGCCAAACUCUCAAGCAAGCUCACCUCUGUCAGCCUCCGAGGGAUGAGCCAUUCCAGCUCGAAUAAUGAAGUGGGCGCAAACGACUUCCACGGUAAUUACGCCUUUGAGGGCAUUGGUGACGAGGAUCUGUAGUGCCCCCCUCCCUCGGGCAGCACGGGCCCUCGCCGAGGAAUGUACAACCUGCAGCCAGGUUGCAAUCAACGUGCCUCUCACCCGCUACAUCCGCCUUCCCCGCUCCCUGGGCUGGGGUCUCGCCCCCAGCUCCCCACCACCUUGGGGCUGGGGGCAGCCGAGCCCCUCCUGCUGCUGGCUCCGGCUGGGAGAGGGCUCCUUCCCAAGGGUAGCACGCCGGGGCCCUGGAACGGCAUUGCAGCGCCUGGCCCAGCGCGGGGGGCACAGCUGCCCCUCCCCGGCGGUGCCAAGCAGCCCUCAUCAGGCUCCGUAACGCCAAAUUAGCGCUUAGGUUUCUGCUUGGAGACAGCCGGUGUCUCCCGGGGGCUUGUGCAGAGCCCCCCUCUAACCCGCUCAUAGACUCCAGCGUAAUCCAGGCUUGUAACCACCUCUCCUGCUGCUCAGACCCACCGGAGCGUGCACGGACAGGAACGAUGUUUACA